Oncorhynchus kisutch (coho salmon) is the source of this 6561-nucleotide messenger RNA. It is a transcript of the gene ttf2, whose product is annotated as transcription termination factor, RNA polymerase II. The transcript has 22 exons. Bases 79 to 3756 code for a protein of 1225 amino acids. Gene Ontology annotation, molecular function: ATP binding; zinc ion binding; ATP-dependent activity, acting on DNA. The record is from RefSeq and is a predicted model, not a curated record. Gene Ontology annotation, biological process: DNA repair. Gene Ontology annotation, cellular component: nucleus. NCBI's taxonomy places the organism in Eukaryota, Metazoa, Chordata, Actinopteri, Salmoniformes, Salmonidae.
CAAUGGAAAGUUUCAAGAAGUUCAAACGCAUUUUUACUUUUGGACGAAUUUGAUCAUUAUCUUAAACUUUUCUUGAUAAUGGAGAUUGUACUAUGCAAUACCCACGGCAGCACAUGCAUGCUGAAGACGGGAGUGAAAGAAGGGCCAAAUAAGGGUAAAAGCUUCUACUUGUGCGGGGAGCGUCAACAGGGGUCUCCCUGUGAUUUCACCAAAGUGGCAGGGAUCCCGGCCUCACACUGCCUGCUUCAUGAGGAUUCUAUGGUGGAACUCCAGACUCUCAUUCGCAGUCAGCAGCAGCAGGGCUACAGGUUGUACUACCGGUGUGUUUUGGGGAAGAACGCAGGUCAGAGGUGGUGUGGCAAUGUUCCCUGGACAGCGCCAGAGGCAGAGAAACGCAGCCCACUCUCUGACAGACAGCUGCAGCCCUCCAGCCUGCCCCCAGAGAGAAAUCCAUUCAAGGCCCCAGGCAAGACUGACCAGAUGUCAGAGUGGAGGAGACUCCAAGAUGGGGGGAGACUGGAGGAUGAGAGCAACGGAAAGAAUGAGAAAGGUGGAGAGAAGGAGAGGCUUCACAAGAGUGUAGGUAAAGAAAGCGAACACGGUCGAGGUAUGGAGGAGGAGGAGAGGGGGAUGUCAAGUCCCUCGGAGUCUUGGAGAGACACACAGCUUCCAGCAGGGAUGAAGAUAAAGAAGAGAGUAUCAGGUGAGGAGAAUAAGGAAAGUUCUGAAACAUCACCUGAGGAAAAGGAAAAGACUGUCAAGGAGAUGAAAGACAAAAACAAGAACUCAAACAAAGACAGCCAGAGAGAGGCUGAGAAAAGCAACAACUCUAGCCCGAAACCCCAGAAUACAGAGGACCCACACAAAGCCUCAAAGGGUCGUCAGGGAUACUACCAACGAGAGCCACCAACCAAUAGCCUAAAAGAGUCUGGAAAGCAUGCUGGGAAAAAGCCAAGCACAGAUAGGAAGAAGAGCAACCCCUCCGACCCAAAUGGCACUACCUCUAAAGACGCCCAAGCACCUAAGAGCACAGAGAAGACCAAAACCCCAAUCCCACAAUCUGAUAAACCAGCGCAGCGACUUUCCACUCCAACAACUGAACAGGAUAAGGAGGCAGAGAAAAUUGCUGCGUCAUCAUCACAGCAGAACCAGGACAAAUCCCAUUGUGGGAACCAAUUUGGAGAGUGGCGUUGUGAUGAAGAUGAUGAUGAUGUCCAGUUUGUGUCAGUUCAGCCAGGUACACAGACGACGACUCAAGUACCAGUGCCCCUGGUCCAGAAAGCCCUGACAUCCUUCCCAGGGUUCCAGCCUGCCUCUCAGUUCAAAGGUCAGCGGGAGGACCCCAGGGCCCUGCACAGCCAGCUCACUGCUCAGCUCAAACAGAAGAAGGCCACUCUGUCGGUGGUGAAUAUGUCUGCUCUGCCCGAUAAAGGGGAGAGGUUGAAGAGUCAGGUCAAAGACCUGGAGGACGCUCUGGAGUCUCUCUGCCUCACCACUUCCACUGAGCCAGAGCCUCAGGGCGACGAAGGUAAUGCCAAACCGAAACCCACUCCCAGCCAGUACAACCCAUUUAGCUGCCCGGGAGGCACCGUCCUACUGCCCAUUGCUCCUGCCCCCCUCCAGUACCAGGCCUCCACCAGCUCAAUGGGGCUGCAGCUCAGCCAGGGAUACACUCAGAUGUAUGGAGUGAACCCCCAGAGCCAAGCGUUCUAUGGAGGCAGGAUGACAGACAACCGUCUGCUAGCGGUGAAGAACGCCACCUCUGAGGCCAUUGACCACCUCCACAGCUCCCUGGAGUCCUGCCCUGACCCCAAUGCUGAGGUUACGGACCCGAAAGGCAUCAAGGUGCCUCUACUGGCCCAUCAGAGACAAGCUCUGGCCUGGCUGCUGUGGAGAGAGACCCAGAAACCCUGUGGAGGGAUCCUGGCUGAUGACAUGGGCCUGGGGAAAACCCUCACCAUGAUCGCUCUCAUUCUGGCCCAGAAGAAGAAGCAAAAGGAGGAGGAGAAAGACACUAAAUUGGAAGGCUGGAUCUCCAAAAAUGACUCUAGCCUGGUAGUGUCUCAGGGCACUUUGAUCAUCUGCCCUGCCUCUUUGGUUCAUCACUGGAAGAAGGAGAUCGAGAGACACGUCAAGAGCAGCCGACUCAGUAUCUACCUGUACCACGGGCCCAACCGCCAGAAGAACGCCAAAGUUCUAGCUGAGCAUGAUGUGGUGGUGACCACCUACAGCCUUGUCUCCAAGGAGAUCCCAGUCCCGAAGGACGACGCAGAGAAACCUAGCAAGGACCCUGAGGAUGUGCCAUCAGCCCUCCCUCCUCUGCUGCGGGUGGCCUGGGCCCGCAUUGUGCUGGACGAGGCCCACAACAUCAAGAAUCCCAAGGUGCAGACCUCCUUGGCUGUGUGUAAGCUGAGGGCCAAGGCCAGGUGGGCUGUUACCGGGACCCCCAUCCAGAACAACCUACUGGAUAUGUACGCCCUGCUCAAGUUUCUGCGCUGCGCCCCAUUUGAUGAGUUCAAGCUUUGGAAAACCCAGGUAGACAACGGCUCUAAGAGAGGAGGAGAGCGACUUAACAUUCUGACCAGAACUCUGCUGCUCCGACGCACCAAAGACCAGAUGGACUCUACCGGAAAACCUCUGGUGAAUCUGCCAGAUCGGACCUGUGAGGUGCAUCGCCUGAAGCUGUCUGAAGAGGAGCAGUCUGUUUACGAUGUGGUGUUUGCACAGUCCAGGUCCACUCUGCAGAACUAUCUGAAGAGACAUGAGGGAGACAAUGGUAAAAAGGGAGACAACUCCAAUCCCUUUGACAAGGUGGCUCGUGAGUUUGGAGUGUCCCAGGCGGACUCUGUGUCCUCCUCCCAGCAGACCCAGGGCCCCACCAGCACUGUUCACAUCCUGUCUCUAUUGCUCCGACUCAGACAGAGCUGCUGCCAUCUGUCUCUGUUGAAGAAGACCCUGGAUCCGUCUGAGCUGCAGGGGGAUGGGAUCUCUCUCUCCCUUGAGGAGCAGCUCAAUGCCCUGUGCCUCUCCACCGAGCCCUCUGGCCCCGACCCCAAAGCCACCGUGUCCCUCAAUGGGAGCCGAUUCGCCUCCGAUCUCUUUGAGGACACCCACGAGAGCACCAAGGUGACGUCAACUGCUUCCAUGUAUACUAAAAUGUUUCUGUUUUUAUACGGCUAUCUGGUGCAUCUAAUAUACGCUACUACCUGCUUGAUUCUCUUAAUGUUCUUGGUGUUUCAGAUCGCUGCCAUUCUCACAGAGCUGAAGGAUAUCAGGCAGCAGAGUGAGGCUCAGAAAAGUGUGAUAGUGUCCCAGUGGACCAGCAUGCUUCACAUCGUGGCCGUUCACCUGAGGAGAAUGGGCCUGAGCUUUGCUGUCAUCGACGGCACUGUCAACCCCAAACGCCGCAUGGACCUGGUCGAAGAGUUCAACACCAACCCUAAAGGACCACAGGUGAUGCUUGUGUCUCUGUGUGCUGGAGGAGUGGGCAUUAACCUUAUUGGAGGGAAUCACCUCUUCCUCAUGGACAUGCACUGGAACCCAGCUCUAGAGGACCAGGCCUGUGACCGCAUCUACAGAGUGGGUCAGCACCGAGACGUCACCAUCCACAGGUUUGUGUGUGAGGGCACAGUGGAGGAUAAGAUCUCCAUUCUGCAGGAGAAAAAGAAGGAUCUCGCACAGAAGGUGCUGUCAGGGACUGGAGCCUCCUUCACCAAGCUCUCCCUGGCUGACCUCAGGGUCAUCUUUGGGGUCUGACGACCAGGAAGUAAGGGUGGUGAGUCCGCCAGACUGAGGACCAGGUAGUAGCGGGGCCAGCCAUACUUAAACAAUUAGGUUUUCUAGAUUUAUGUUGUGUAUGAAUCUGGUUGAUAACCCCCUUUGCUCUUGUUGGUUACUGCGCACAACAGUACAUAUUGGCACAUAGUGUGGCUAAUGUUGUUGGCACUACUUUGCUGUUAUGGGCUUGAAUGCUUUGCUACUACUUUUCUCCAUAUGGUCUUCUGGCAGGUUGCAGAGCCUCAGGCCUACUAGCUGUGUACUGUUGUAUUUCCCAUAUCCCCAGCACUCUGUUUCACACUCUGUAUUCCAUGUGUUACGACAACGACCUUGUUUCUCCUGGUCAGGUCACAUGGUCUUUUCAUUGAAUACAUUUUAAGUGUAAUUUAUAAGACUGACUUAUCUCUGCUGGGUCAUGUUAUUUCUAAUCCUAAAUACUUUUACCUCUUAUGCUGUGUUUGAUUAUUAGGUCUAUUAUUAGGUCUUAGGAUGUUUUUUUAAUAAAAUAUUAUUUAUUACAGUUGAUCAAACCGCUUAUUCUGAGAAUGAAAAGUUGCAUGAAUUCCAUAAGAACAAUCACUGCAGUGGGUGAAAAUAUGUUUAGAUUUUGGAUUAAUAAUGAAAUCUACAUAAACAAAGAGUUGCUGUAACAGAAAGCAUCCUAAAUGACACAGGGUCUUCAUAAGUGGUUAAGAGAAUCAUUUAAAGUGGCAAAUAGCAGAUAAUGAUCCAUCUGACCGUUGAUAACCCAGUAUUGUUAUGAGUAAUAAAGACUACAAUCAGGAAUCAUACAAUGUACAGCCAGAUGUAUUACAAAAGUGGGUGUUAUGUUGUUUGUGAAAUUAUUCUGGUUAAAACCAUACCCAGUUCAGAGUUUUUCAAACGUGAGAUGAUGGAAUGAUUGUCCCACUGAGAGAAAGUCUCUAAACCACCAGUCACAUGGUUUAGAAUAAAACUCAGGCAAGUACAUACAGGGGAAGGGUUAUGGAGUAAUGUUAACACCCAUAUAAAUAUACACAUUGCUCAAGCUACAAUGUUCAGUACCAUUAGGCUACAGGCAAUAUUAAUCAAUGUGCUGAUGUUAAGCUGUGUAGAUUCUUAUGCUUAAAAUUUUAGCUAUCUUGAACAUGCAUGCUUUAUGUGAGUACAUAAGAAGGAAUCUAUAGUUACAGUAACCUCAAAACAUUUCAAGGGGAUGUAUCUACUGCUUGGAUAGUUCCAUCUGAGCCACUGGCUUAAUCCCAUUAGUUCAACUUUAUUUUUGGUUGAGUUGGAGAUAUGAAUCCAACAUAUAAUUUCUUAAUUUGUAGACAAUGUGGAAUUAAAGCCAGACUAAUUAGUGGCACUGAUGGAACUAUCCAAGCAGAAGAUACAUCUCCUUCAAAUGUUGAUAUUUGGUUGUGUUAAAUUAAAAUAUUAAUUUUGUACGCAAAGGAAAUCAGUUAUGGGUCAACAUCUAAAUGUUGCUCCCAGCAAUGAUCAAAGAUCAGAAUGCUUUUUUCUUAAGUUGAUUGAGUUCUAAUUGCGCCUGCCUCUUUGUAAACAAGUGGAAUCAUGAACAGUGGUUUGAGCAUUAUGUUUGCCUGUGUCCCCCGGAUUUUCCUUUUUAGCAGCACAUUUACCACUCUCCCAAACAGCAAACUCCGGCCCUCUCCUUUUGGGCUGGGGGCAUUUCGGGGCGAGUGGGUGCACCCAGUGAUCAGAGCACCCACUGAUGGGAGUGGCCAUUUGUAUUAAGCCAGGAUUUGAAUCAUGAUUUCUUUGGAUAUCACCAAACAAAAACUUAGAAUGGAUAAAUUACAUUUAUUAUAACCAACAAAGAUUCAUUAACUAUACCAACUCUGCAUUGACAGCUUUGUGAGAACAAGUACUGGCCACUAGCAAAAUGACAUGGCAGAACAGGCAGGCUUUGAAUUGGCUCUUAGCAGAGAAAGGUGGAGUUUGCAUAAUGUUCGGAGAAGAAUGUUGCACCUUCAUUCCCACCAACACGGCCCCAGAUGGAUCAUUUACGGAAGCUUUGACCAAACUGAAAGAAUUACGGCAAGAAGUAAAGGACAAUUCUUGAUUUGAUACACACGCUUGGGACUGGUUGGAUUGAACUUUGGGGAAAUGGGGAGCAAUGUUUACAAAAAUUGAUAUAUCAUGAUAGGUGUUGUACUAGUGGCCAUGGAAUAGGUUUUUGUUGUGUCUUACCAUUGAAAAAGUCUCUCCUGGUACAAACUGCAGUAAAGCAUAUCGCUGUAGGAAUGGGUGUUUAUGACCCACCUGUCGUAGUGAAUCCUGUGCCUGAUGCUCGUGGACUAAAUAAGGACAGAUAUGGAAAACCAUGCAAUGCUAAAGGAGGACCAUUGGACUAUCCUAUUGGAAACCCAGAAUGUCUAUAUGGAGUAAGACCAGAAGGGAGAUGGCUAUCAGGAUCAACAAAGGUUGCUGAGCAAUGGACUGGACAGAGAUCUUCCUGACCUAUACCCAGUCCCAGACUAUGGUGGUGAUGUACCUCCUCAUGUACACAAACCAUGGCCAAAAAGAGGGUUGUGCAAAUGGUGUAAACUAGAUUAUCAGAGACUUGGACAUUUUCAUUUCCCAAUUUUCUGUGCUAUGUGUCAGAGGGGUGACUGCCUCUUAUGUUGGGAUAAGGAAUGUGUUUAAAGGAUACACAUAGUAUAAAAUAAUAUCAUGUAUUCAGUGUUAAAGGGAUACAGCCAUGUAAUCAAUACUAAAAGUGUAUAACCAUGUACUCAAUAUAACAGUUGCUAAAGGAUAAAUGAUGAUAGACCUGCUUAA